AUGGAUCGAUACGCAACUCACGUGCACGAUAAACUAAUGAGUAUGUUCAAAAGGGCCAACGUAAAAUGCUACUUCGUGUUCAAAGGCGGUGACACGAACAUCAACAAGAAGAUUAAAAAAUUUGGUCGUUUUGCCUAUGAUCCAAAUGCUAAGUAUGAAUUUUUACGACCUAUCCUAUUAAGAGACACUAGUGUACAAAUAGUACACGACAUGGGCCUAGAACACGCAUUCUGUAUUACAGAAAGCAAAGAUGAUUGCGUUGCUUUAGCGACAAGAUUAGGAUGUCCUAUCAUCAGUAGCGAUAUAGAGUAUUGCUUCAAAUCAGCGCCUUACAUUCCGGAACCUACAUUGAAAUUUAACAGCAAGACAAAUACAAUUGAAUGUCGUAGAUACACACUGCAGAAAUUCCUCAAGAUACAUAAACUGACUAAAAACAAAUUGGUUAUAUUCGGUGUUCUGUCUGAUAGUAAUAUAUUUCCUGGUAACUUUUUUGACACUUUACUAGAGUCUUGGAAUGUUCUAGACGAAGAAUAUCACGUAAAAAAUCAACAGCUGAUCUCGUGGUUAUCGAAUCACGAAGAGCAAGAAAUCAGUCGUAGUAUUACAGAAUAUUUGACAAACGAAGAGGACAGAAGUAAAUUCUGGGAAAUACAUGGAUGUAUAUUAAGAAACAUGACGAAAACGGAAGGUGGUUUUGCGACUGAUUACCUAAUCAACUCCCAACUUGAUAUAGGCAUCAAAGACCCGGACUGGUUUGAGAAGGGGGUGGUUUGCGAAUACGUACCGAGUGCGUACGUGAACCUGUUUAAAUGGCAAGUUGUCCAAGGCUCGUGGUUCGACAGGGAAGACAACAAUAACGACAACACAGACAGUUUACUACUUUCAACUGAUAUUAUAAGAUACGCCUACAACCUUCUAACUAAUUACAAAAAGAGUACUUUAAAAGUGUACCAUGACAACGAAAAUUAUACAGAGAUAAGUACAGUUGAUCCGUGUCUACCGCGACCCAAUUACGAUUGCGAAGUAUCGGUGUUCGAAAAUGGCUGGGAAGAAAUAAACCGUUGGAAUCUAUUUCAGUAUUUCUUAGAAAAUAAGGGUAUAAAUAUUGGAAUGUUAUCGAAUCUUCCAGAAGACUGUGUCCUGCUGAUCAUAUCACUGGUGUAUUAUGGUCGUAGGAAAGAGGAUGCAUCGAAGGAGGCUAGAGCAAUUAUAAUGUGUUACGUAUUGUUGAACGGUCAUAGACUUGAUAACCUAGUGGACACUGGUCUGUUAGCAGAAGACGUGAGAGAAGCAAAUCGCGUUACUAAAAACUUUUUUGAGACUCGCCGUUUUGAAGCUGGGGAGAUUUAUGACGGUGACAAAAUGAAAAGUUUCGAUAUGUUUCAAUUCUGUUUGCAGCAAAUGAAUUAUUUGAAUAAGCUAUGCGGAUCUCCUUACAUGGAAACGUGUUACAGUAGGGUGUACAAUGGGACAUUUAUUUAUAAGAUGUUUACCGUUUUGGACCGUACGUCGUUACCCAGCGAUGUUUUUAUAAGCCAUUUGCUGAAAAGGGCCCCGUCAGUUUUAACGUUGAUCAAUAAACUGAUUAAAAGGUACGAAGCCCUACUCAUUACAGAUGCAUAA
Spodoptera littoralis (African cotton leafworm) is the source of this 1623-nucleotide messenger RNA. Lineage: Eukaryota; Metazoa; Arthropoda; Insecta; Lepidoptera; Noctuidae. The record is from the annotation of a GenBank genome assembly.